Messenger RNA from Styela clava, 3675 nucleotides. The record is from RefSeq and is a predicted model, not a curated record. Lineage: Eukaryota; Metazoa; Chordata; Ascidiacea; Stolidobranchia; Styelidae.
AUGGAUAAAGUUUUAAAGCCUGAGAAACUAGACACAGAUCCUGAUACACGUGACGCGGAAUGCGAAUGGCUGCAUUGGCAAAAGACAUUCGAAAAUUUCUUGGAAGCUUUACCCACUGAAGGACUGGAUAAAUUGAGAGUAUUAACAAACUAUGUGUCUCCGAGAACUUAUAGAUAUAUUGGAAAUAUCACAACUUAUAAUGAAGCCAUAGAUACGCUGAAAGGGAUUUUUGUACAGCCAAAGAAUGAAAUAUAUGCACGUCAUAUGUUGGCCACGCGAUCCCAACAAAUUUCUGAGUCGGUUGCUGAAUAUUUAAGAGCAUUGACAGAAUUGAGCAAAGAUUGUAACUUUCAGAACGUAUCUGCUAAAGAAUACCAGAAUGAAUAUAUUCGGGACUCUUUUAUACGUGGCUUGAAUUCCAGUUGGAUACGCCAACGACUGCUGGAGAAUAAGAAAUUGACACUGGACGAAAUGGUUGAUCAAGCCAAAUCAUUGGAAACUGCCGUUCGAAAUUCACAAUCUUAUGCUAUAAACGAAAACGCUUCCGUCGGAGCAACACCUUCAACGAUACAAUCUAACAAUUUCGAUGUUGGAUCGGUGCCAGAUAAUGCAGCGAUGACUAUUAGAAGUAAAUGCUUUUUCUGUAGUAAUAGUAGACACCCACGAUCGAAAUGCCCAGCUCGCGAAGUAGUCUGUUUCAAGUGUCAAAAGAAAGGACAUUUUGCAAAGGUCUGUCGCGGAAGAACUAUUUCGAACAAUGACUCCAGCAGUCGCAUUGACAUUUCAGCAAUGAUACCACAUUCAACAUUAGCUACUAUUCAUGACAAAUCUUAUACUCAUGUUGGAUACGUUCCGUCUACAUUACGACAAGCCACAGCCUUGGUAGAAGUCGGUCAACGAAAAGUACGAGCUUUGUUCGACAGUGGUAGUACGGAAAAUUAUAUUCACCCAAGGCUGGUAAAAUCUCUUAGGCUCAACGUUCGUCCGACAAAGAAUGUCAUUUCCAUGGCAUCGUCUAAAUGUUCAGUAGAAGUUCUUGGAUGUACUGAAAUGGAUUUAUACUAUAAUAAUCAUAAAUAUUGCGGAGUUAAGUUUGGUGUAAUCGACAGCUUAUGCGCUGAUAUGAUCCUCGGACUCAAUUUCCAAACCCUGCAUAAAAGUGUAAGAUUUCACUACGGUGGUAAAAAACCUGAAUUAUCAAUUUGUGGUUUCUCGUCAUUGAAAAUAACCCCACCUGAACCAUUCAAACAUUUAACUGCGGACUGUCAUCCAAUCGCCACUAAAUCGAGAAGAUAUUCACACGAAGAUAGAUUAUUCAUUCGAGACGAAGUAGCAAGACUUCAGCGAGAAGGAAUUAUCGAAACAUGCCUUUCGCCAUGGAGAGCUCAAGUCGUUGUGGUUAAAGCAAAAAAUCGAAAGAAACGUUUGGCAAUUGAUUACUCGCAAACUAUUAACAAGUUCACUUUAUUGGACGCUUUCCCAUUGCCAAACAUUUCAGAGUUAGUGAAUGAAAUCGCACAAUAUCGAGUUUUUAGUACUGUUGAUCUCACUAGCGCUUAUCAUCAAGUUCCACUGAAACACCAAGACAGAGAGUUUACCGCGUUUGAAGCCGAAGGAAAUUUAUACCAAUUCACAAGGCUGCCUUUCGGAAUCACAAACGGGGUCUCUUGUUUUCAGAGGAUAAUGAAGCAGCUCGUGAAAGAAGAACAACUGCGAGGAGUUUUUCCAUAUUUGGAUAACAUAACUAUUUGUGGAAUGACUAAAGAGGAUCACGACAAAAACCUGGCUGCUUUCCUGGAAUCUGCAAAACAACGAGGAUUGAUUUUUAAUGAAUCAAAAAGUAUAUGGACUACUCGAACAUUGCCGAUUUUAGGAUAUCAAAUUGCUGAAGGUGAAAUUCGUCCAGAUCCCGAAAGAUUAAAACCUUUACGCCAACUUCCAAUACCAUCAAAUUCUAAAGAAUUGAGCAGAUGCAUGGGAUUCUUUUCAUACUAUUCUAGAUGGAUUCCAAACUUCUCAAAUAGAAUCAGAUCAUUAACAAAAUCGACCUCUUUUCCUCUUACUGACACUGCUAUUGGAGCUUUUUAUGAACUAAAACAGUUAAUAGAAAAUGCUGUUCUCAUUGCCGUUGAUGAAAAUAUUCCAUUUGAAUUGGAAACUGAUGCUUCAGAUAUUGCUAUAGCAGCGACACUAAAUCAAUCUGGUCGUCCCGUGGCAUUUUUUUCACGUACAUUACACGGCUCUGAACUUAAACACCCUUCGGUCGAAAAAGAAGCUAUGGCCAUAGUUGAAGCAGUACGACAUUGGCGCCACUUUUUAACAGGAAGACGUUUCAUCAUGAAAACAGAUCAGAAAAGUGUCUCUUACAUGUUUGAUUUGCGCCACAAAGGUAAAAUCAAAAAUGAAAAAAUAACAAGAUGGAGAAUUGAGCUAUCCGGUUACUCUUUCGAUAUCGCAUACAAACCAGGCAAAGACAAUGUUGCACCAGACACUCUAUCGAGGAUUUCAUGCGCUCUUCCUUCUACUAAUAUCCUCACUAAAUUACAUGAUGCUUUAUGCCAUCCAGGUAUAUCUAGAUUCGCUCAUUUUGUUAAGGUCCGUAAUUUACCUUAUUCGACUGAAGACGUUAAGCGAACUGUCUUGAAUUGCCGUGUAUGCAGAGAGAUAAAACCUAAAUACUAUCGGCCUGAAGCAGGAACUCUUGUAAAAGCGACUCAGCCCUUUGAACGUUUAAGUAUUGACUUCAAGGGACCUCUUCCGUCGAACAAUCGCAACAAAUAUUUUCUCUGCGUAAUUGACGAGUUUUCACGAUUUCCCUUUGCUAUUCCAACACCUGAUGUUUCGGCCGCCAGUGUCAUAAAAAGUCUAACUCCAUUGUUCGCUGUAUUUGGAAUGCCUGCUUACAUACAUACUGAUCGUGGUUCGGCUUUCAUGAGUUGUGAGUUUAAAAGAUUUUUGCAAGAAAAGGGUGUGUCUCACAGUAGAACAACUCCUUACAAUCCUUCGGCGAAUGGUCAAGUAGAAAGGUGCAAUGGUACAAUUUGGAAAGGAAUAAAACUUGCUUUAAUGUCAAAAGGUUUGCCAAUUGAAUGUUGGCAAGACGUUCUAUUAGAUGUUUUGCAUUCCAUCAGAUCACUAUUGUGUACUGCAACAAAUGCAACACCACAUGAACGGUUGUUCAAUUUUGCAAGAAGAUCUACCACAGGAUAUGCCGUUCCAACGUGGCUGACAAAUUCUAAAAUUGUUCUUCUCAAGAGACAGAUUAGAAGAAACAAAUCUGAUCCAUACGUCGAUGAAGUGGAACUUCUAGAUGCGAACAGACAUUACGCUCAUAUUCGGUAUUCAGAUGGUAAAACCUCAACAGUAUCAACAAAGCAUCUUGCACCGUGUGGUGAUAGUACGUCGUUUGGAAGUGAAAAUAAUGGAAGUUCCUCCGAUAAUCAACAUUCUCAAUUACCUGUAAAGCAGGCUGAUACAGCAGAUUCCGACUAUGUACCAAAAAUAUCGCAUCCCGUUAUCAACCAAUCAGAAAUUCAAGAAGGGGAAGAAAAGUCAAAUAUUCCUGGUGAUGAUGAAAAACGCGAAACAUCCCCAAUGAGGAAGAUAGACACCCCGGCUCCUAGGCGUUCUACUAGAGAAAAACGUCCAAUUGAUCGUUUACAUUACUAUGAGUGA